AUGCUUUUCAUCGGCAUCUUAGGGGCUCUGAUGCUGCCAGCUACGAUCGUAGCAGCCACAGAUUCAUGCUAUGACUCCGACAUAAAAUCUACGCCUUCAGCAGAUCAGCGUCCAGUGCCAUGGGGAUCUCCUAGUGUCCACUUUUCAUCAUUGAACGGCACAACAACCACAUGCUGCAAAUCUCUAGACGAGAUCCGCGAUGCCUUGGACGAGAUCGAUGAUAGACUCCUAGAUUUACUCAACAGCAGGCAAGUGGCUGCGUACGUCCGGGAAGCAACUCGUUUCAAGUCGACGCGGGCUGCUGUCAAUGCGCCUUCGCGUAACGAGGCUGUCUUGAAACAGGCAGAGCAACAGGCGUUACAUAUUGGAGCGCCGGUGACAGUGGCUCGGGCCGUUAUGGGCGCCAUUCUGAAUUCGAGUGUGGCUUUUGAGCAAUGUAUUGUGAGUAGUGUUUGGACUUGA
This is a messenger RNA of Penicillium brevicompactum, 462 nucleotides long. Its product is annotated as chorismate mutase. The record is from RefSeq and is a predicted model, not a curated record. The transcript has 2 exons. Gene Ontology annotation, molecular function: chorismate mutase activity. Gene Ontology annotation, biological process: salicylic acid biosynthetic process; chorismate metabolic process. NCBI's taxonomy places the organism in Eukaryota, Fungi, Ascomycota, Eurotiomycetes, Eurotiales, Aspergillaceae. The coding region runs from base 1 to 462 and encodes 153 amino acids.